Penicillium robsamsonii is the source of this 783-nucleotide messenger RNA. RefSeq lists its product as uncharacterized. Lineage: Eukaryota; Fungi; Ascomycota; Eurotiomycetes; Eurotiales; Aspergillaceae. The coding region runs from base 1 to 783 and encodes 260 amino acids. The record is from RefSeq and is a predicted model, not a curated record. The transcript is spliced from 2 exons.
AUGGGAGUCGGAGGGGUGAUCCUCCGGUUUUUCAACCUUGGACUGCGUGUUUUGCAGUUCCUCGACGCUGCCGUCAUACUCGGCAUUUUCUCCUACUUCUUGGCUGUCUUGGCCAGGAAUGACCAACACAUUGAGACAUGGAUCAAGGCCGUUGAAGGUUUAGCAGGCGCAGCAACCGCCUACGGCCUGCUAGGCAUUAUUUUCACCUUCUGUUUGGGCGGUGUUGCCUUCUUUGCAUUCCUGGGCGUUGCCCUGGAUGUGUGCUUUAUCGGCGCAAUGGUCGCUAUCGCCAUCCUUACUCGCGAUGGUGUUGGCCAAUGUACCGGAACAGUCGACACACCAAUGGGUAAGGGCAACGCCGAGGAUGAGACUGCUUCCAAGGGCCUGAAAUUCAGCAUGGCCUGCAGACUGGAAAAGGUCGUCUUUGCAGUGUCGAUUAUCGGAAUCUUCUUCUUCCUGACCUCGAUCCUCUUCCAAAUCCUUCUCGCCCGCCACCAUAAGCGCGAGAAGCGUUUCGGUCCCUCCCCCAGCAACGGCUACACCAGCGGUAGCCGCAAGACAUUCUGGCGUCGUAACAAGAACAUCCCCGAGGGUGACGUCGGCGGUUCCGAUACCCUGCCCGGCCACCCAACCCCUCAUGACCUCGAGAUGGACGUUGAGCCCAAGACAGAGAAGACCUGGUUUAGUUCUUGGGGUAAAAACAAGCACGCCAAUAGUCCAGCUCCUGUCCCGGCUUCCGGUGCCUAUGGCUACGGCAACUCAGCGUAUACUGGCAAUAUCUAG